Molecule: messenger RNA, 1767 nt
Organism: Spea bombifrons (plains spadefoot toad)
Lineage: Eukaryota; Metazoa; Chordata; Amphibia; Anura; Pelobatidae
Gene: SCN2B
Product: sodium voltage-gated channel beta subunit 2
Exons: 5
Coding region: 162-824 (220 amino acids)
Cellular component (GO): membrane
Source: RefSeq, a predicted model, not a curated record
CCAUCCACUCCCCCACUCUCACAUCUCUGCUGCAGCCAGACAUCCGGCCAUAUUGCGCGUACACAGUUAUUAGAUCGCUGCAGCAGUGUGGGGAAAUUAUACGAUAUAAAUAAGAGCUUUACCAGGACAGGAAUCGAAGAUCCCCUCGCCCCUCCCAGGCCAUGGGCAGGAGAAAGCACCUAGUACCCUGUGGGCCAAGCCUGGUAGCACUGGCACUCAGCCUCUUUGCAACCGUGUCUGGAAUGGAGAUCUCCGUGCCUUCUGUGGUUCAAGCCCUGAACGGGACAGACAUACGGCUGCCCUGCUCCUUCAACUCCUGCUACAAGGUGGACAACAAACAGUUCUCCAUGAAUUGGACAUACAGGGCUUGUGAGAACUGCAGCGAAGAGACGUUUAUUCAGUUUGAUAAGAAGAUUAUUAACCAGCGCCUGGAGCGUUUUCAGAGCCGAGUGGAGUUUAAAGGGAACCCCAGUAAGAAUGACUUAUCUGUGACAAUCAGAGAUGUCCAACUCCAGGAUGGUGGAGAAUAUCACUGUUACGUUUUGAACCCACCAGACCGUCAUAAAGGCAUAGGGAAAAUCCGCUUGGAAGUCCUAACAGAGGUUCCCCCAGAGAGGGAUUCCACCGUGGCGGUGCUGGUUGGAGCAUCAGUGGGAGGAUUCCUGGCCAUCGUGAUUCUCUUCCUUGUCAUCUUGAAAUGUGUCAGAAGGAAAAAGCAGCAAAAUCUCAACUCUGAUGAUCAGAAAACGGAGGAGGAAGUGAAGACCGAUGGGGAAGGGAACCCUGAAGGAGAACUUAAAGCAUCCAUCCCCGAGGUACCUUGACCUGCCCCGUGGUCCCUGACAUUCACAUACAGUCUGAUCCCGUUCUGAUAGAAGAAGAUGCUGCUCUUAGUAGGGAUUAUUCAAAAUACUCUGGUAUACAUUUUCAGGAUGAAUCAAUCUUAAUAACUUGCAUAAGGGGCCCAUCUCCUGUUUUUGUGAUUGACAGUGACAUAUUGAGGCAACCCUUGAAUUUGACCCUGACAGAAUGACAGCGUCUUCCUUGUGUGGGAAAUAUAACGACGACACCGUUAGGAAGGCCCUUUCCAGCAUUGCACAAGGACACACACAGAAAGCCCGUGAAAUAACAACAAAUAUAUCCUAUAUCUGUGUGACACUGAGAAACCGGACGUUCAUGUUCAUGUGAGUGAUAUGGUCUGACCAUGGGUGGCCCUGUGCUGAGAAUGUGACAUUGACAUACCUUAGACAUACCCAUCAUACGUGAUCCUGACAGGGGGAGCGCCUUAUCCAAACAUGACUUUGGCUGACUGAGAUGCCAUUGCCUUUUGUGCGUUUCAAUGACAGGUGGAGGAAGCCUAUCUGUCAUUGUCACUGAGCGUGCCACCAGCUCUGAUAUUGGUCAGGGUGAGCCUGAUACAACCGGAGCAUGGCAGCGUUAGGUACCUGCGAGAUUAUCAUGGAUUAUAAUCAGACUCACUUGUUUUAUUUGCUUUGAAGGGGUUGCUGAGCUAGAGAAGUUAUUUCUAGCAUGGAACUCAUCAAAACCGAUCUUUCUUAAGGUUCAGUCCCACUUAUGCCCAACCAAUGCAGUUGAUCUCUUGGCGCAUGAGAUAGUCGGGGAUGAGACAGCAGUUUACCCCUUAACUAUGUUAAAGCCCAGCAAACAUAAGCAUUACUUUGAGCAACAUCUCCUUAGCGUCUGGGGACAUAACACAUUAUUAUUAUAUUCCAGCUUGAAAUAAAUUUGUUUAUAUUAAAAAAAAAA